Messenger RNA from Saccostrea echinata, 1454 nucleotides. RefSeq lists its product as uncharacterized. The record is from RefSeq and is a predicted model, not a curated record. Lineage: Eukaryota; Metazoa; Mollusca; Bivalvia; Ostreida; Ostreidae. The transcript has 2 exons. The coding region runs from base 183 to 1100 and encodes 305 amino acids.
AACGCCUCUGUUAACACUGCGUAUAAUGCAUCGGUUGUAUCUCCCGUAGCGAAGUCAGACGUAUAUAUAGAUCGGAUCACGACUGCUGCAUUCUCUUAUUGAUGUCAGGAGGUUUAUGAAUGAAAACCCUCUUGUGCCGUGCUGUUAAUUAUUGUUAUACGAACUACACGUGAAUCUGUAUAAUGGGAAACCAAGGAAGCAAGAAAUUAGGGAAACCGUCAGGAAAAUUUGAAAUGGAGGGCGAAGAAGCAAAAAUUUUACAAAGAUUAGAAGAUGCUGACGAACAAGAAAUCGACUCUUAUGACAAGUUAAUGGCUUGGCUUCUUGAAAUGGCUUCAAAUGAAGAAAACUAUGGGCCUGAUAAAUCCACCCAUGUUGAAGAAAUUAAAAAAGCAUGUGCACAGGCCAGAGAAAAACGAACAGCUUGGAGUCAACACUCGACAUCAUGUGAUUCAUAUACUAGCGCAGAAACAUCUCAAAUGAGUCGCUCAGGAAAAUCAGAUGAUUUUGUUGACAUAAAAUCACGGCUAAGCGUCCCUUUUAGUAGCCGACAGACGACAUUUAGUGAUGAAGAUGAAACAGCAUCCAACGAUGGAAAAUACAGGCUUGCUAUCCCGGUUUUGAGCAGACAGGCAACUUCAAGUGAUGAGGAAGAGGGCGAUGGAAAACAUCGACUGGUUGUCCCUUUAUCAAAUCGACAGACAACCUUUAGCGAUGAUGACCAGAGAGAUGGAACGGGAUUGGAUUCGGAAGAUAUUUCAGAGCACACGGUGUUAUUGCCACCAAAAGAAUGUCCAAUACACCUGGAUCCAAGAGAGGCUUUAACAAGGCGAAGAAAAAACUUCAGAAUGUCAGGAAAGAAUCCUAUAUUCAGUGCCAGUGUAGGUCAACUUCCCGAUAAUAAUGUUAUAGCUUUUAAUUCUGGUCUGUCUAAGAAAUCCGCCAGCAUAGCUGUUAUGAGACAGCCAACCUUUGAAAGACAAGAAAGCAUAGAAUCACCGGUGUGUGAAGAUUACGAAAAAGUAUUGGACGACAAAUUACUUGAUCGAAACAUUAAAGACAUACUACUUUCUGUCGAGGUCUUAUUCAACAACAAGUGAUUCAGUCAGAAUAACACUUGCAGGAAAAAUAUUACAGGAGUUUCCACAAGCCUGUAUGAAAACGAGACAUUUCAAUCUGUCGAUGGAAAAAAACAUCCGUUUUUUGAUAUUUCUUGAUAUGAAAAGGGUGAGCGAACAAAGGAAAUGUUUGUGUAGCAAAAGAAAACGAUUAUGGUAACGAAUUAGAUGCCUCUUAUGUUUUUUUUUUUUUGUUUGUUUUUUGGCCAUACUUUGCAAAAGGGCAUGUACAAAAUAAGGAAGUGUUAUUGUUGGAAAUGAUGGGACCCAAUCAAAAACAUUCCACCUGGAACCUGUACGUAUGUCAAAUGUACUUACAUAUUUGUCAACGUGAAA